AUGGGAUUCACCUUCAAAUUCUACAAACAUAAGCACCUUUUUCGGCUGAAGGAAAAUUGGAAGGACAUCGGGGCGCAUGUUUUGUAUUGCUCGAGUGAGGAGGCGGUUAAGCCAGAGGAGAAAAAAAAUCUGGGUGAAGAUGACGUCCUUGGGAGUGACCCCUGCAGGGGACAUGGUGACAUAACCUAUCCCGAAAUUGUAAACACCAUUCAGUACUCAUCCAUUUGUAUGUCUGUCUUUAACAAGCAGAACGAAGUAGUAGGCAUUGUUUCGCUGGACUAUGAGUUGUGUGCAGGUUCUUUUGGAAAAAAAACGCAUGAGCGGGUACCCCUGUGUGAUAUAUACCCUGCUAUAUCAUUACACAUAAAGGAGCAUUCUGUGCUGUCCAGUUUGUCUCCAAAUAAUUCUCUUAUAAUAAAUUUAGUGAUCAGCAAAAAUGUGAAUUACUUGGAAGAUUUAUGUUCCUACGUGUUCUAUACAUUUGAAGACGUUGUUUUCAUUUUACUGUUUUUGCAAAAAAAUAAAAAAAAUAAAAAUGACGAAUAUUUCUCCUGUGAGAAGAUGAACAGAUGUCUACACAUCGAUGUGAAGGAGCACUUAAAAAUGGACAACCUUCCAUAUGAUAGGAUUGUUCUUUUUUGUCGAUACUCUUACACUAAUAAAAUAUAUUUACGACCGACGUGCAGCUCGGAUGUGUACGAUCUGCAUGAACUGCUCAGAAAAUAUUCGCAACAAAAUGGACGAGAAGAAAAUCAUUACCUCAUUUACAAUCUCAUUGAGAGAAAAACUGAGGAGGACAUCCUGCUAUCCAUACUGAAUAAUAAGAAAAAAAUCAUUGGAUUUGUUUGGCUAAAGAAAAACAUAGACGUCAAUGUCCUCGUCCGUUUGUAUAACUUGAAGGCCUACAACUAUCUGCUGCGUAGGGAAUUCUUUCAGGACAUUGCCCCAUCAUUGGUUCCUUUCUCCGGAGGGACGAAAAAUCUGAACAAGAAGAAAAAAAAAUACCUGUUCAUCCAAUUUAAGCAAUUCAUUUUGAGCCAAAUCAGCGUUGAGUGCGAGGAGGACCUGGACAAGAAGCACGAAAUAAAUGCGGACGUUAUUUAUGGCUACCUACGCGAACAUUUAAUGGAUGAUGUGGAGGAGUACGCCGCAUAUUUUGCGAAGAAGGAUUUAGACACACGGGUGAUCCUGCGGAACAUCUACAACAAGCUGCAGUACGACUAUGAAAACUGCGCACAAAAUCAGAACAACGGACGCGUCAACUUUGCACUAAUGAACAAGCUGAUCAACUUGUGUGCCCACAUAAGCUACUCCGACAUCGCCCAAAUCAGCGCCAAAUUUCAAAGCCAUUUCGAUAAGGUUGAGAUGCUCUACUACAACUUUAACACAGACAAGACUUACAAAAAGAUAUACGACAAAGUAUGGAGGAAGAAAGCGGGAAUAAAGACUGAUGAGGGGGGAGAACACGAUGCAAAAAAAAUCAACAUCAUAAAGUUGAACUGUGACAAUAGCGGCACGGGCAAGUCGGGGAAGAGCUCCAAGGAGGUGGUGAACCUGUCCUACUUUGACAUAUUCCUCCUUCUGCAGAAUAUUUACCCCGAGAUUUUCAAAAAGAACGAAAUCAUCCUGCUGUUUCUUUUCCUCGACUUGUACGAGUUGAUCACCGUGGAAGAGUCGACCCCGUUUGACUGUGUCUCAUUCAAGCUCUACCUGGACGAACUGGUGGACAUUAAGAAAAACUACUUCAUCUGUAAAUACAAGCACAUCGACUGGCUGAGCAGUUUGGGUGACAAAGACAAAAAUGCCUUUUCGUUAAACUUGUUCAUUCUGAAUGAGAAGUACCACCAUCACUGCAAAGACGUGCUGCUCAAGAUCGAAAAGUACUACGACGAAGUGGACUAUGUUGUGGCCACGAACAACGAGCGAGGGAGAAUCCCACUCAUCCUGAAUUACUUCAAUCGCGUGAAGAAGAAAAAAAAGACAAACACUUUGGAGUCCUUGUAUGUGCUGAAUAAGUACACUCUUUUCCUUCCUCCAUGCACGGACUAUAUGAGGAUGACCGAUAUAGAGGACGUGCAGAAGCUGCUGGAAGCCGUGGAGGACAAGGAGAAGGAGCCCAUUAAUAUGGCUAUUUUGUCUUUAAAGGAGUUCCACAGACGGGGCGUUGGCCAGGGGGAGGAGGCCCCCUCAGAGCUCAAGUUCUACCGCUCCCAAAACUACUACAUCUUCGUCACGAGGUGCGGAGGCAAAGCCAUAAACGUGACCGCCGGACGCAUCCUGAACAACAUCGACUUUUACUAUAAGCUGAAAGCCUUCGAUUUUAAGGACGUCAUUUUGAGGAACGAGAACCGGGAAGAGAAGCACUUCCUGCUCUCCUUCUUUUUGUCCAUAAUUAUUUUCAAGUUUUACGACAAGCGUAUUGUUCAUAACAUUUUGGGAAUGACGAAGGCCUGCUCAUGCCAGAUCGCCGUGGGAGACAACACCUACAGCGACGUCUACAAGCACUUCAAGUUUUUGUUUACGAAGGAUAACAGCGUGAGCGUGUUUAAGAAGGAGCCCCCCAUGGGUGUAGAGACAACACAUAAUUAUAACCAUGUGGGUAGCCAAAGACCGAAGAACGAAAUGAAUGAAAGGUUUUACCUCGUGAUGACAAAACAAAUGUGUCUGAAAAAAUUUACAAACAUCGACCACAAUAUUGUCUUUUGGGGAAUCAAUGACGUGUGCCUAAGUGUGAUAUACAAACUGAUGACAAACAACGAAUACUUUUUUAACAACAUAAUUAUAGUCAGUCCUUACAGGAAUAAAUUUCUCGAGGGAACCACUACCGGAGCAGUUGGGCAAGACGACUAUAACUGCAAUAGCAUCAAAAACUGGAGUUUGGAAAAUGUAGAAAUGUACAGAAAGCUAGCAAACUUAAUGAUCAAGCAAAGAGUGAGAAUAAUUCACGACAAUAUUUUCAGCAUCGAUAGAGAGAAUAAAAGGAUUGAGCUAAACAACAGUGAAUUUAUUUUUUACGAUUAUCUGUUUAUUUGUUUUGACAAGGAGGAUAUUAGCACUUACUCGUUCCAACUGAACAGCUAUGAAAUGGGGAAGAAAAAGAACUUCAAUUUUAUCGAGAGGAAUAAGAGCUCCGCUUGUCCUAAUGAGCGAUUCGACUUUCUGACCAAGGCGAAGGAUUACGAGAAGUUUGAGGCGAGUGAAUGGUCUGCAAAGGAGCGAUCCGUUGAGAGGGGAACACCUAGAAGGGGGAAAUAUCGCCUAAACAGGGUGAAGAGGCACCACGUGGGCAGUCCAAAAAUGCAGGGCGGAAAGGACGCCGUAAGCAAUAUGCAACAUCCCGAGGGGGAGGACCCCUCUAGCAGCUCCGACUCCAGCGAGGGGGACGUCACAGGGGUGGCCUCUAAAGGAAUGUUGCAUGGUGGAACGCAGCAUGACCAGAGGGGUGAACACAUCGGGGGAAAGAAUCCAAAAGAAGAAUCAGGCAAAACAAACGACGAGGAGGAAUACCACUCUGAUUACUCAACGCUAUCGUCCAGUUGCAUACAAACAAGUGAAGCGAGUCUGUCAGAAGGGGAAACUCAGGGUGGUGGCGCCCUCCAAAUGGCCAACACGAAUGAUGAUGCGUCUGAUCAGCAGGGUGGUAACACCACGAUAAGGGCACACCCCAUUGACGGCGCGUUAAGCAAAGCUGCGGGAAGUAAAGGAGAAUUGUUGAGGGAAGGGGUUUCAGCGGGGGUAGUUCCUCCUUCCCAUCCGGGUGAAGGUAAAAAAAGGGGGUCAAAAAUGGUGGGCAAAGUGGACAACUCGGGUGAGAUGCGAACGACACAGAUGGUGAAGACUGCGUCGCGUCCCUCCACGGAGAGGAAAAACGUGGAAGGGCUGUUCAGCAUCAGCGACCCCUUCUUGGACAAAUACUUCGACAAAAACAGCACCUACAUGACGGUAGUGAAAAACUGCGUUAGUUACAUCGUCAUCUAUAGCGAUAACAUGGACAUCCUCACGGUAGUUAAUUUUUUCCUAAAAAAUGGAGUGAAGUCUUACAAGCUUUUAAUUAUAUCACCACACACAUGUACCAAGUGCAGUGAAAAAAAUACAAAAAAUAAUUUAAGGGAAAAAAUAUCUAAACAUAGACUCUACUACGAGCACAAAAAACAGCUGAAGGAAAAUUACAUAAUAUCUGAUGAUUCACUUAGGAAAUAUAGUUAUCACAAGAAUUGCGUACCUGACAAUGUUAAGCAGGUCCUAAACAAAGUUUUUCUCCUUUUUCAUUUUCUAAAAAUCAGAAUAAUCCAGGGAGAGAUUAUUGCCAUUAAGAAGAGCAAACAGAACCGCCUGAAACAUGUUGUCGUUCGCUUUUGCAAGCAUGCGAAGGUUGACCCAACUUUGGUGUCUGCUCAGAAGUUUCUUUUUAAAAACACCGUGUUGAUUCCCUGCAGGGUUCUGCUCUGCUCCUAUGUGUUCAACAUCAGCAACCAUCUACACUAUGUGCUGAACAAGGCCUCCAUCGUCUACAACGACCGCAUCUGUGUGAACCACAAAUUUCAAACGAAUGACAAAUUCAUCUUCAGCGCCGGAGAGCUGUGUGCAUUUUCGAGUAAAUACCGAAUAGGCAAAGAGAACAUCCUAAACCAUGAGCAGUACAAUGGUAGCGAAAUUGGCAAGCUCGUAAGCAAAAGGUUUUUAAGUAUUAUCACCGAAAAUGUUAAUAUGCCCUGCGAUUUUUCGGGUUCUAAGAAGAGCGUCAAGAACACGCAGCAAGAGGCGAACAAAUCCUCCACUGGGGAGAACACAAAUGGAGGGAAUGGCCAACGUGAUGACGCAGAGAACCCCGUGGAUCUGUACAGAACGCUGAAGGUUUUCGAGAAGCCCAUCAUCCAUUUCAGCUGCCUCCCCUGCGAUUUUUACUUCUAUCAUUUCCAAGCGCCCACAGGGGAUCUCUGCAAGUUCCACGACCCAUGCGCCGCGGGGAAAGGCAGCACCUGCAAUGUAGACAAAACUGGUGGAGUAGGCAGUACCGGCAGAGUAAACGCCACGGGAAACAACAUAACUGAAAGGAUGAACUCAACAAAUGUGUAUAAGGAAGCCUUCCUUACGGAUACCCUAAAGAUAUGUGUGCGCAAGGACAUGCAGCUAAGCGAGCGCUUCAAAGUGAGGCACUUCGAGGUUGCCAGUAAUAUCAGCACGGAGGGUUACUAUUGCAGAGUCACGACGAAUUCAUUGAACCGGAUAAACUCUUUCACAUACUUGGGCCGCCAGAAACUGAACUUCCACAACCUGCACAAGCUGUGUAACAUGUCCAUCAACUACUUCUACACGAUUCUUAAAAAUAUAAGGAGCUACCCACACUACGAUAUUUUAACCCUGCUGAGUGAGGAGAGGGAGAAGUCCAUUUUUCACUACAAGUUCCAAAUGUUUAGGGAAAAGCUCAAGACGAAGUUAAUGCAUCUGCCUUUGGUGAAGGAGUCCAUCCACGAACAUCUACAGGGCGUCAACAACGCGGAGUCCUUCCGGAAGUACGUGCGGGAUCAGCUGUUCCUAGAAGAUGGCCCCAUGACGGAAAUCAUCAAGGAGAAGGUGGAGACGCACCUGAUUGAAUACAUAAAAGAAAAUCACGAAUUGCUCAACGGGUACUACUUGCCUUGCUGA
This is a messenger RNA of Plasmodium coatneyi, 5646 nucleotides long. RefSeq lists its product as uncharacterized. The transcript has 14 exons. Lineage: Eukaryota; Apicomplexa; Aconoidasida; Haemosporida; Plasmodiidae. The record is from RefSeq and is a predicted model, not a curated record. Bases 1 to 5646 code for a protein of 1881 amino acids.